GAUAAUAUCGAUAAUAACAAUAAUAACCAUAAUGACGAUAAUAACGGUAAUUAUGAUAAUAGCGAUAAUGAACGUAAUAACGAUAAAAACGAUAAUUAUUAUAAUAACGAUAAUAACGAUAAUAACGAUAUUUACGUUAAUAACAAUAAUAACGGUAACGAUAAUAAUAAUAAUAACGAUAAUAACGAUAAUAACGAUAAUAACGUUAUUAACGAUAAUAUACAUGAUAAUGAUAAUAACGAUAAUAAAGAUAAUAAUAAUAAUAAUAAUAAUAAUAAUAAUAAUAUUAACGAUAAUAACGGUAAUAGUGAUAUCAACGAUAAUAGUGAUAAUAACGAUUACAACGUUAAUAAUGUUAAUAACAAUAAUGAAGAUUAUAAUGAUAAUGAUGAUAAUAACGAUAAUAUUAAUAAAAAUAAUAUUAUCAAUAAUAAUAAUUUUAACGAUAAUAGAAAUAAUAUCGGGACAUUCACAUGUUCGAAUACAUUUUUCGAAAAUUCUCAUGUUAAAGCACGUAUUUAG
Molecule: messenger RNA, 522 nt
Organism: Vespa velutina
Lineage: Eukaryota; Metazoa; Arthropoda; Insecta; Hymenoptera; Vespidae
Exons: 3
Source: RefSeq, a predicted model, not a curated record